Musca vetustissima is the source of this 689-nucleotide messenger RNA. RefSeq names its product grpE protein homolog, mitochondrial (gene Roe1). Gene Ontology annotation, molecular function: adenyl-nucleotide exchange factor activity; protein homodimerization activity; protein-folding chaperone binding. The transcript is spliced from 4 exons. Lineage: Eukaryota; Metazoa; Arthropoda; Insecta; Diptera; Muscidae. The record is from RefSeq and is a predicted model, not a curated record. Bases 1 to 672 code for a protein of 223 amino acids. Gene Ontology annotation, cellular component: PAM complex, Tim23 associated import motor. Gene Ontology annotation, biological process: protein import into mitochondrial matrix; protein folding.
AUGGCCACCAAACAAAUUAUUAACUCUCAAAAUGGUCGCUUGAUCUCCUUGUUGGGCAAACAAACACAAUGGAAAAGCUGCUUCUCUGUUAGCCGUUUGUACAGCAGUGAAAAAACAGCCGAACAAAACCCAGAGGGUACCACCACAAACGAAGAUCCUUCUGAACAAUUGAAAAAAUUGUCAGCCGAUUUGGAAGCUGUAAACAAAGAAGUGACCACUUUGAAAGAGAAAAAUGAAGAACUUAUGGAUAAAUAUCGUCGUUCCUUGGCGGACAGUGAAAAUUUACGAGUCCGUUUGAACAAACAAAUUGCUGAUGCCAAAAUUUUUGGCAUUCAAUCAUUCUGUAAAGACUUGUUGGAAGUGGCGGAUAUUUUAGGUCAUGCCACCAAGGCUGUGCCACAAGAUCAGUUGGAAGUCAAUCCCCAUCUGAAAAACUUAUACGAAGGUUUGACAAUGACAAAUGCUUCCUUGCUGCAAGUGUUCAAGCGUCACGGUUUGGAACCAAUGAAUCCACUUAACGAAAAAUUCAAUCCCAAUAUGCAUGAAGCUCUAUUCCAAAAGGUCGAUGCCUCCGUUGAACCCGAUACCGUUGUUGAAGUCACCAAAUUGGGUUAUAAACUACAUGAACGUGUCAUAAGACCCGCUUUAGUUGGUGUAUCGAAAUCCUCAUAAUUUCAGCAAUUAAGUUA